AUGCUCUACGACCUGAAUCUCGCAUGGUCACCCUCGACCAGUGCCGCAGAGCUCACGCGGACCUUGAAGUUCAGCGCCAACCUUGGCUACAAUGUCGUCGCCCUCAACCACACCCUCAGCCUCCCCGUGCCGGGCCAGAUCACGAAUCCAAUCCCCAAGUUCGACAAGAAAGCAUCUGCUUCGAGUCUCCCCGAGGACGAUAGACUCCCUACCGUGCUCACUCGUUGCACCGUACCAGUGUCAGACACUUCCGUUGGUCACCAUGUGCCCCGGCUCGUCAAUGCCUAUGACAUUGUGGCGCUCCGGCCAACGACAGACAAGGGCUUCCAGGCUGCAUGCCAGAACAUCGACAAUGCCCACAUCAUCUCCCUCGACCUGACGCAGUUUCUCAACUACCACUUCAAGCCCACCUCCGUCAUGGCCGCCGUCCGCCGCGGCAUGCGCUUCGAAAUCUGCUACGCCCAGGCCCUGUCUGCCGACGCCCGGGGCCGCGCCACCUUUAUUGGAAAUGUGAUGCAGCUCGUACGCGCCACUCGGGGUCGAGGCAUCGUCAUCAGCAGCGAGGCUCGCAGCGCCAUGGAGGUCCGGGCCCCCGCCGACGUGGUCAAUCUGCUGGCGGUCUGGGGCCUAGCCACCGAGAAGGCUGCCGAGGGUCAAAGUGUCAACCCUCGCGGUGUCGUGGUCAAUGAGGGCAUUCGGAGGAACGGCUUCAGGGGCGUUGUGGAGAUUGUCCAGGUCGCCGACAAGCCAAAGAAGAACACGGCCAAUGACAACAAUGGCGGUAAGAUGGAGGGGGUUGAGCACCACGCCGCGGCCGCUGCUCCGAAGGCAGAGAAGAAUGGUGGCCAGAAGCGGAAAGGUCCUGACGGUCAAGAACAGACAGGUGCUCCCUUGAGUAAGCGGCAGGCGAAAAAGAACAAAAAGCUCGCCUUGCUCGAAGGCAACCCUGCGGAUCAGAAGGCAUAG
Pestalotiopsis fici W106-1 is the source of this 966-nucleotide messenger RNA. RefSeq lists its product as uncharacterized. The transcript has a single exon. Bases 1 to 966 code for a protein of 321 amino acids. Gene Ontology annotation, biological process: tRNA processing. The record is from RefSeq and is a predicted model, not a curated record. Lineage: Eukaryota; Fungi; Ascomycota; Sordariomycetes; Amphisphaeriales; Sporocadaceae. Gene Ontology annotation, molecular function: RNA binding. Gene Ontology annotation, cellular component: nucleolar ribonuclease P complex.